This is a messenger RNA of Solanum dulcamara, 627 nucleotides long. RefSeq lists its product as uncharacterized. Gene Ontology annotation, molecular function: zinc ion binding; nucleic acid binding. Bases 1 to 627 code for a protein of 208 amino acids. NCBI's taxonomy places the organism in Eukaryota, Viridiplantae, Streptophyta, Magnoliopsida, Solanales, Solanaceae. The record is from RefSeq and is a predicted model, not a curated record. The transcript is spliced from 2 exons.
AUGGCAAAAUCCAACCGAGAAGUAGUUUCUCUUAUGAAUCCAAAUGUGGGUAUGGUGGAAACACAAGUUUAUGAUUUCACUAGGAUAAAUUUCCAGGAGUUACAUGGAUCCAAGUUGGAUGAGAAUCAUCAAGUGUUCAUUGAAGGCAUCCAAAGGAUUGUUGAUAUCAUGGGAGCGUUAUUGGUAGAAAAGGAGGAUUUGGCCGCUUACCAGCUUAAGGGAGUACUUAAAUUUGGUUUGAUCAAUAUAAGGGAGAGAGAUCUAGGAAUGUUGGAAGAGAAACUUAACAAAAAGGCUCGGGAGUCAAAGAGGGAAAAUAUCGAUUGUGGUGACAUUUCACACUCAAAGACCGGUAGUGGUGGCCGUCAACAGUUUUGCCAAAAGUCCUCUGGUCAAAAUUCUUCUAACACUCUGACUCCAAAGUUCAACAAAUAUAGGGCAUAUAACCCUAGGCCUCAAGGAGUAUCUUCUAGUGGUCAGACUAUCCCUGCAUGCAAGAAGUGUGGGAAGAGCCAUAGAGGAGAGUGCUUGGCAGGCUCGGGUGUAUGCUUUGGGUGUGGUAAGAUGCGUCACCAUGUGAAAGAUUGUCCUUCUGUUGCUACUAGAGAUGGAGGUGGUCGUCCCUAG